Messenger RNA from Trypanosoma theileri, 306 nucleotides. RefSeq lists its product as uncharacterized. NCBI's taxonomy places the organism in Eukaryota, Euglenozoa, Kinetoplastea, Trypanosomatida, Trypanosomatidae. The transcript has a single exon. The record is from RefSeq and is a predicted model, not a curated record. The annotation marks the transcript as partial.
AUGCGCACAACUCUUUUAUUAAUCUUGCUACUGAUACUCUUCUGCAUCUGUACAUGUGCAGCAGCAGCAGAGAGGAUGGCACUGCCGGUGCCACGUGUGGGUGGAUACGCUACAGAGGCAACAGGAAAAGGGAGGAGAGGCAACGAAGCGUGGAAUAACGGUCAAUUCACUACCACCACACCAUCCCUCAGUAUGAGUGAGUCCAUGAGUGCCUCUGCCACUAUUCCUCUCACUGACACCACUACUGUUGCCCCAUCAUCACCAGAUCAACAACAGAAACAGGAGGAGAGCAACGGCCCGCCACUA